AUGUUCAGACAAUCAUUGAUUUAUAUAAAUAGGCCGAAGAAACUGGUCAACCCAGUUUAUUUGCGUCAUUAUGUGAAGACACAGAUACCAAUUACUACCUUCGAGUUUAGUAAACCCAAACCCCAGAACAAGUUUCGGCCCUUGGUAUACCGUGUAGCUAUUGUUGCCACAGGUUUGGGAACGGCUUAUUACAUUGAUAACCAUUAUUAUUCGGCAUUAAUGACACGUUCAGUGCGAGCAGUAUAUGUGUUAUUAUGGAUAGCCUAUGCAUACGGUUUCAAUUCCAACUCCUACAAAAACAUCGAUGAUUUACAUGAAAUUGCUUCGGAUAAACUAUUACACUUGUUAACUACCAACAAAGGUUUGUAUAUCAAAUUGGGACAGGCAAUUGCCAAUCAAGGCAAUCUUUUCCCACUUGCUUAUCAAAAGAAAUUCCCACAAUUGUAUGAUCAAGCACCAGUACAAAGUUGGCAAGAUGUUGAUCGUACUUUAAAGGAGAAUUUGGGCGAUGAUUAUCAAACUCGGUUAUUUGAAACGAUUGACCACGAACCUAUUGCAAGUGCAUCUAUUGCCCAAGUUCAUUAUGGGAAAUUGAAAAAUGGAGAAGAGGUUGCCAUAAAAGUUCAACAUGGUUAUAUUGAGAACCAAAUAGUUGUUGAUUUGAUGAUUUAUCGAUUUAUUUCCAAAGUAUACGAAAAAGUGUUUGAUAUCCCUUUGAGUAUGUUUACCAAAUACAUAUCUGAGCAAUUGAUUAAAGAAACCGAUUUUGUUCAUGAAAUGCAAAAUUCUGAAAAACUAAAAAAAUUGAUUGAUAAUGAUUCAAGUUUGAAACAUGAUAAUAUAAAGCUUCCUAAGAAUUAUCCCCAUUUGACUACCAAACAAGUACUUACAGCGGAAUGGAUAAAUGGGAUUCCAUUAACUAAUAAACAAACGUUGUUAGAUCACAACUACGAUUUGACUUUAAUUAUGAAACAGUAUAUAAAAUUGUUUGGCAGACAGAUUUUUGAAUAUGGAUUUAUUCAUUCUGACCCUCAUCCAGGGAAUUUAUUGGUUUGUUUUGAUUCCAACAAUAAACAACAGUUGGUUUUAAUAGAUCAUGGAUUGUAUAUUACAUUAUCGGAUUUAUUUAGGUUGCAAUAUUGUAAUCUUUGGCGUUACUUGUUUCUGUUAAACACUAAAGGCAUUGAGAAAAUUGGCAGAGAAUGGGGGAUAUCUUCUAUUGAUUUAUUUGCUACAGUUGUUCAAUUACGACCGGUAUUACUUAGUCCAGAAGUACAAAGCAAUGAAAAUGGAGAAGAUCACCGUAAUAUAUCUGAUUUGUUUCGAGAUUUUAUAGGUGACGAAAAGAAAUUUCCUGGCGAACUUCCGUUUUUAUCAAGAACAAUGAGAAUGAUACAAAAUUUAAACCAGAGUUUUGGGAGUCCAGUAAAUAGAAUUAAUCUAUUAACAAAGGAACUGAUCAAUGCAUUGUUACUGGAAAAAGACUUGAAGUUUGGAAAUUAUUGGGAUCUUCUUCGAAUAAAAAUAACAUUAUUGUUUUCAGGAUUCAUGUUUUAUAUUGUUAGAUUAAGACAAAUUUUAUCAGGUGAUAGAUUUGGUGGUAAAGGUAAAGGACUAGAAGAUUACAUUGAGAUGUAUAUGCAAAACACUGCAAAAUCAUUAGGAAUGGAAUGGAUUUAG
Molecule: messenger RNA, 1680 nt
Organism: Candida dubliniensis CD36
Lineage: Eukaryota; Fungi; Ascomycota; Pichiomycetes; Serinales; Debaryomycetaceae
Exons: 1
Coding region: 1-1680 (559 amino acids)
Source: RefSeq, a predicted model, not a curated record